GAUGUGUUCCAUUGGCUCCAGCUCGAGCACGAGUUCUUCCCCGACAAGAGCCGAAAGAAAUCGGUGAGCGCUGCUCCAGCCUCUGAGGGCGACGAAGGCCCUGCCAGUGAUGACGAGGCUCAAGAGAAUGAAGGCGACACGCAGGAAGCAUCGCCAGCAGCAGCUGACGAAGAGGCCCCUGGUCAGGACGAUGAAGGCGACUUGAAAGGAACAACAGGCCAGGAAGAGGCCCCAGGUUCGGUGAAUGAUGAAGGCAACAAAGCAGCAACAGACGAGGAAGAGGCCCCAGGUUCAGCGAACGAUGAAGGCAACUUGAAAGCAGCAACAGGCCAGGAAGAGGAUCACGAGCCACUGGUCAAAAGGCCACCAAGCUGGGACUCCACGCGGGUGCAAGACAUCUUGGAUCAGAAGAUGGAAGCCGACGACGCGGCCCUGCCCGAGUUGCAGACAAAGUUGUGGCCAGACAGCAUUAUGACAGGCGGGCAGCUGCCAAAGCCCAGGAAGUCGAAGGAAGAAAAGGCCACCCCAGCCCAGGAUGAUGAUGGCGAAGAUGAUGGCGAAAGUGCCGAUGAGAAGAACAAGAGCAAGGACAGCGGUGAGGGUGCCACGGGGAGUGGCAAUAAAGGCAAGCGAAAGGCGGCCGCCAAGAACGCGGAGCCGGAGCAGGAGGACGGCAAAAGCGAAAAGGAGAGCGGCGAGGAUGACAAAAGCAAAAAGGGCAGCGGUGAGGGUGCCAGUGGGAGUGGCAAAGGCAAGCGAAAGGCCACCAAGGACUCGGAGCAGGAUGGUGAUGGAGGUGAGGAGAAGACGAGGCCCAAAAAGAUCAAGCUUGCAGAGCAGAAGGCCCUCGUUCGCGAUCUGCCGGCCUUGAAGUACUACUUUGUGAUGCCCUAUUGGUCCAGAUGUGAGGUCGGCAUCAUGAAGCGCGAGAAUGCUAUCGAGAAGCGACAGCAGGUUUUCAGCCUCAAUGGCACGAGCUUGGGACUGCUGGAUGAUGCUGUCACGUGGAGGGAGAUCUUGAAACCUUGCUGUGAUGCA
Symbiodinium necroappetens is the source of this 1038-nucleotide messenger RNA. The record is from the annotation of a GenBank genome assembly. Lineage: Eukaryota; Dinophyceae; Suessiales; Symbiodiniaceae.